UUAGCAAGUUAAACUAUUUUCCUAUUUAUUUUUUGUAAUAAUUCCACUUGUCAUUGCUAUUGGCAUAAGAGAGGCGGGGAGCUGUGAUAAGGCAGAUAAGGGCGCUCCUUAGACACGCCCUAUAUUACCUGGCUCAGAUUAGAUGCAUUUUUCAGGAGCCGCCCAAUGUGCAAGUAACUCACAAGCAGUCUGGUGUCACACCUGCUAAACUCUGCAAUGAUGAGGUAGAGACAGACGAAACCUGCUGUACUGAAGUACAUUCAUACUGGACAUUGGCACUAACUCCACGUGUACAAUGCAGGCCUUUUUCUUUUCCCUACCCUUUGGUUCUGAGAAUCCAGGACGAACCAGCAAGUUUAUAUUCUUCCUUUUUGUGUUUGGCGUUGUCCUGUUUUGCGGUGGGUUCCUGCUUUCCAUCUUUGGUUUCCAGACUUGCCAGUCCAAUAGCAUCACUCAUUGCAGCUUAUCUUUUAAAAUAGUAGGACCUUCACUUGCCGUGAUUGGACUGGCAUCUGUCUUGCUGGCAAGAUCAAGAGCCAGAUUGGAACUUAGAAGACGAGAGUUAGAAGGAGACCAAACCGAUCCUGACAGCUUUUUUCUUUGUGGCGAAAGUCGCCAGUUUAUCCAAUUUCUAAUAUUUGGCUUCUUGUUUGUAACAAGUGGGAUUCUUAUUAGUGUGUUAGGGGUUUGGAUACCUGGAUGCAAUGCAGGGGGGCACAACCAACCAGUUAACGGGACUGUCACUCCAUACAGAAACUGUGGCUUUCUAUCUCUGCAAAUAAUGGGGCCUUUAAUUGUCCUGGUUGGGUUGUGCUGCUUUGUGGUGGCUCAUAUUAAGAAAAAACAUAAUCUAAAUGAAAGUAGUGAAUCUUCUAUUGAUGAUGAACAGCAGCCAUCUGAUGAACCCUAUCAUAUCACAGUUGGUGAUGCUGUUAUUAUGUUUCCACCACCCCCACCACCUUAUUUUUCCGAUCCAUUAUCUCAAGGUGUGAAUCAUGGAGUUAAUGCUUUGCCCGAUCACCCACCUUCCUACAAUAGUAUUUUUAAUAGAAGGGCACAGCAUAGUGGUCAAGGCAGUUUAAGAGAGCGAGAGGAUAUAUACACCAUCGGUCUCCAAAGUCAUUCUUCAGAGACUUAUAGCAAUCCUUAUUUUUCUUUGGAUCCGCCUCCAAAAUAUGAAGAAAAAGAUCCUUCUCUUCCUGAUCCAGCACAAACAUCCUCUCCAACACCAUGUUCAUCCUCCACUGAGUCAUCUUUACCAAAUCUGGCACCUCAGCAACCUCCCCAGAACCAUCCUCCCCAACCUCACCAGGACCAUUAACUUGUUUUAAUAAAGAAAAUGUCUCUUAAUGUAAUAUAUUUUAAAUGUAUUAAAAUAUUUUUAUUAUAAAA
Molecule: messenger RNA, 1392 nt
Organism: Bombina bombina (fire-bellied toad)
Lineage: Eukaryota; Metazoa; Chordata; Amphibia; Anura; Bombinatoridae
Gene: TMEM171
Product: transmembrane protein 171
Exons: 4
Coding region: 296-1321 (341 amino acids)
Source: RefSeq, a predicted model, not a curated record